This is a messenger RNA of Pomacea canaliculata, 1359 nucleotides long. RefSeq names its product neprilysin-2-like. Gene Ontology annotation, biological process: protein processing. The coding region runs from base 849 to 1319 and encodes 156 amino acids. The record is from RefSeq and is a predicted model, not a curated record. Lineage: Eukaryota; Metazoa; Mollusca; Gastropoda; Architaenioglossa; Ampullariidae. Gene Ontology annotation, molecular function: metalloendopeptidase activity. The transcript is spliced from 8 exons. Gene Ontology annotation, cellular component: plasma membrane.
CAGACGGCAUUGACGGACAUAACAGUGGAAGUACGUUGUGUGUGCGUUAAGAGGUGAAGCAUAGAUGCCAGCGCUUAAGAAGUAAUUCCUUGCCUAGCCAAGGUAUUUUUUUUUUCGUGUACGGGCAAAUUGUGUUGGAGUACUUCUGAAGAAGGAAGCCUCACCUCCCUAGAUCAUUCCUCGAUCGCCAUUGGUAAGGCACCCAGCAGUGUGUGGACUCAGUGCACUAUGGCUUCGUGUCGUUCGCGUUCUUCGAGUACCGCUACUGUGACUGUGUGAACCCCCUCCCCGACACGGCCAUUGUGUACGGCCUUGGAGUAUCAUCUAUCGCUGAGCUACAAGGAGUUUUCUAUCUCCUCGUGAAAGGAAAAUCCGCCUCUAGUAGAUUACCAGUGUGAUUUGUGUUAUUCGUGUUCCGACUGCAGAUGGCAAAGGGCGACAACUCUACGCACUGCCAAAGCUGAAUACAGCUCCUCAUCGCCCUCAGUGUGAUGGAUUGUGAUGUGGAUGCUGAUUACCAUAUCUGGAGAAGAUCAUGAGAUAUACACAAAGACCAUCCCAUCUCCGUGUCAGUGGAUGUAGGACGGAAUCCAGCGACUGCACUUCAUUGAUAUCUACGAGGUGGCUGGAGAGACUUCGACCUUCGUGAUGAGAGUCACCUGUCUAUAAGACCUCACUUUUUGACGAUGCAGCGCAUGAGCAGUCUCACUGUGGACUGACCUACUUCUUAAACUGCUGGACUGGGAUUUGUCUCAGAGAAACCGGACACCGAUACAGCUCGUACAGUAACUGUAGGCUUCGUCCAUUUGCCCGCCAUCAGAACCCGGCCUCUAAUUCACUUCAUCGCCAUGAGUGACACUGAAGACCCCAGUAUUGGACAGAGCAAGGAAUCUGGCAAGGCCCUGACACCAAGAGAGAAGUUCCACGCCUUUCUAUCCAUUCUCCUUUUUGUCGCCUCAGUGAUUUUUCUUGCACUCUUCGUCACUUUUUACACCAGAUAUGAAGCCGGGAAAGGUGCGGCUGCGGCUCUUGAAGGUGUUUGUCAGACGUUUGACUGUCUGGAGUCAGCUGCUUACAUCGCCAAAAGCAUCGACUCCAGUGUGGAUCCUUGCAAAGACUUUUACCAGUUUGCAUGCGGACGCUGGGUGGAGGAGCAUCCAAUACCAGCUGGCGAAAGAUCCAUCGACACUUUUAAAAUAUUAAAUGACGAGAUCAAUGAGUUCUUGAAAGACCAACUUAGAGUCAACGACAGCGCAGCACCCGAGCAGUCAAGCAGGCGCGAGCAUUCUUCCGUUCUUGCGAAGAUAUUGAUACCAUAAAGAAACGAGGCAAACAACCGUUACUUGACUUCCUCAAUCU